AUGUUGAUGGCUGUUGCACAAGAUGGAAACAACAAUAUAUUUCCAGUAGCAUUCGCAAUAGGGCAAGGUGAAACUGCCGCGAGUUGGAGUUUCUUUCUAAGGAAUCUCCGAGAAUAUGUUGCUCCUCAACCUGAUCUUUGUUUAAUCUCUGAUAGACAUGCUUCCAUUGAAAGUGCUUACAAAAAUUCAACAAACGGAUGGCUACACCCACCAUCAACACAUGUAUACUGUAUUCGCCAUAUUGCCCAGAAUUUCAUGCAGGAGAUUAAGGAUAGGCACCUCCGGAAAACACUAGUCAAUGCAGGAUAUGUAUUAACUCAACCUACAUUCCAACAUUAUCGGAGUGAAAUUAUAUUGUCAAAUCCGAAUGUGGGAAGUUGGAUUGAUAACCUUUCCAGGGAGAAAUGGACCAGGGCUUACGACAACGGCGUGCGAUGGGGCCACAUGACAACAAAUCUAGUAGAAUCCAUGAAUGGUGUUUUUAAGGGCAUUCGAAACCUUCCUAUCACUGCACUGGUGGAGAAAACCUACUUUAGGAUUGCUUCGCUAUUCUCAACAAGAGAACAAUCAGCGAAGGCCAACAGUCAUCAUGUAACUGCUUUCGAUCGAUUCAACCGCACCUUCAGUGUUCGAGAAACAAUUGAGCACAAUGAAGGAUUUCCGAGACAACAAUAUCAGGUUCUACUAAAUGAUCAUUGGUGCGAUUGUGGAAAGUUUGAAGCAUUUCGUAUGCCUUGCUCACAUGUCAUAGCAGCAUGUGCAUUUUCACACCGAGACGCAUUAUCACUACUAUCUCCAAUUUACAAGGCUGAUACAUUGCUCCAGGUAUAUAGAGUGGCAUUUCCAGUGGUAGCAAAGAAGGAUUUUUGGCCUAAGUAUGAUGGGGAGGAUAUUAAAUUGUUUCCUAGAAAGAAACAUCCUCCUGAAGUGCUCUUCCUAUUGUCAGCACUUCCUGCCCAAUCAGCAUCACAAUAUCCAGUUAAUGCAGAUCUAGAUCCAUGA
Vicia villosa (hairy vetch) is the source of this 1002-nucleotide messenger RNA. RefSeq lists its product as uncharacterized. The coding region runs from base 1 to 1002 and encodes 333 amino acids. Gene Ontology annotation, molecular function: zinc ion binding. Lineage: Eukaryota; Viridiplantae; Streptophyta; Magnoliopsida; Fabales; Fabaceae. The record is from RefSeq and is a predicted model, not a curated record. The transcript has 3 exons.